Messenger RNA from Hordeum vulgare subsp. vulgare (domesticated barley), 2002 nucleotides. RefSeq names its product tetraspanin-6. Gene Ontology annotation, cellular component: plasmodesma; plasma membrane. NCBI's taxonomy places the organism in Eukaryota, Viridiplantae, Streptophyta, Magnoliopsida, Poales, Poaceae. The transcript has 3 exons. Bases 844 to 1716 code for a protein of 290 amino acids. The record is from RefSeq and is a predicted model, not a curated record. Gene Ontology annotation, biological process: auxin-activated signaling pathway.
AUAAGAAAACAGCCAGAUAUGCUUCUUAUCACAAAUAUACUUAUAUCCUUGUUUAUUGGUGUUAUAAGGCUUGCUUGAUGCUCUUGAAAUCUUAUCCUGUGGGCCGGCUGAGUUUCAAUGGAUGUGAAAAAACUGAAAAUUGCAGUGCUUCCUACUACUACUUUCUCCGUUUCUAAAUAUAAGUCUUUUUAGAAAUUUCACUAGAAAACUAGAAUCUAUAUUCUAAAAUAUGUCUAUAUAUGUCUGUAUGUAAUCUUCUAAUGAAACCUCUUAAAAGACUUACAUUUAGGAACGGAGGGAGUAGUAUUUUACUGUAAAUUUGUACUAUUGCAAGAAAGAAAGAAAGAAAUAGAGUGCAGAGGCGGAAAAGGCGGUGACGGGUUGAAAUCAAACACGUAGCGCGAAAAAAUCGAAAGUUCGAAACGAACCGAAACAAAGUAAAUAAAAGGCAAGGGUUAGGUGCCUCAGAUUUCCCAAAACCACCACGGCAUUAUUAAAGAACGGCCUCCACAAAGGCAAAGCCAGCAUUAGAAUACCCACAAGUACGCCCCCAUUGCAGGGACACAUACAUGCACAGUCACCAGGAUGCAAAAGUAGCCCUCCCAAGGCAACAAGAAAGCCAAAGCUUUGCUUGCACCAGCCCACUCCAAUCAGUAGAAGAGAGAGUGAGAGUGAGAGUGAGACAAGCCAAAUCAAAUUAAGGGCAAGAAGAGCCAAGAACACCGUAGUUAGCCUAGCCAUAUCAUAUAAACCAAACCAGAGGCCAGCAGGCAGCAGUGCACAUAAGAACAGGGAAGGAGCAGGACGAACCUGAGCAGCAGCAGCAGCAGCAGGAGCAAGAAGAUGGACGGCAUGUACUACCCUCAGCGUUUCAGCAACAUGAUGAUCGGCUACCUCAACCUGGCGACGCUGCUGGCCUCGAUCCCGGUCAUCGGUGCCGGGCUCUGGCUGGCCAAGGGCUCGACGACGACGUGUUCCUCCAUGCUGCAGACGCCGCUGCUCAUCGUCGGCUUCGUCGUGCUCCUCAUCUCCCUCGCGGGCUUCGUGGGCGCCUGCUUCCACGUCGCAUGGGCGCUGUGGCUCUACCUCUUCGCCAUCAUGCUCCUCAUCGGCAUGCUGCUCGGGCUCACCAUGUUCGGGUUCGCCGUCACGGCGGGGGGAGGGGGCACGCAGGUGCCGGGGAGGCCCUACAGGGAGUACCACAUCUCGGACUACUCCUCGUGGCUCCAGAAGCAUAUGCAGGACGUCAAGUACUGGAAGCCCGCGCUGGCCUGCGUCGUCGGGUCCAAGGCCUGCCCCAAGAUCGCCAACUGGACUCCCAUGGAUUACCUCCAGCAUGAUCUCACGCCAAUACAGUCUGGGUGCUGCAAGCCGCCAACAUCAUGCACAUACAGCGGGGGGAUGCCGGUCGGAGCGCAGGACGAGGACUGCUACCAGUGGAACAAUGCCCCAAACAUCCUGUGCUACCAGUGUAACUCGUGCAAGGCCGGCGUGAUGGAGCAGGUGCGCCAGGACUGGCACAAGAUCUCCGUGCUCAACGUCAUCGUGCUCGUCUUCCUCAUCUGCGUCUGCGCCUGCGGGUGCUGCGCCUUCAGAAACGCCCGCCGAUCCAUCUCCGAGUACCCAUACGGGGUAAACCGCAUGUCCAAGAUCAACCCACGCUGGGACUACUACUGGUGGCGAUGGUUCCGCGAUAGGAGGGAACAGAUGUACUAGGCUAGCCAUGGAACUCAACUCAUGUAUAAUAUUUUCUUGAUGGUAAAUGGCCGAGGGGUUGGGUCAGUUCUUCAUAGCAUUCUGGUAGCGACCAAUAAUUGAUCUUCUGUAGAUAUUCAGCAUGAGGAAAGUACCAAGAUGGUGAAGUGGAAGGCAUGUGUAGUUUAUCCAGUAUUGGUAGAAUGCUUUGCAUUUUGUAGCAUAUUUAGUUAGAGAAUUCAGAAGACAAGAGAUUGCUUGUCUAUGGUGGGAAAUCCAGUCAGCUAUAUAUAUGGCCAUAUCAGCA